Molecule: messenger RNA, 1110 nt
Organism: Penaeus indicus
Lineage: Eukaryota; Metazoa; Arthropoda; Malacostraca; Decapoda; Penaeidae
Exons: 4
Coding region: 88-633 (181 amino acids)
Source: RefSeq, a predicted model, not a curated record
CCGACGUAAACAAGUUGUCAUGAUACUCAAGAAUUUCGCUCCGGGAACGACAACUUUGAAAAACGCAAGUAACAAUGAUAAGUCAUCAUGGGUGUGGACAAGGUAGCAAUCACAACCUCAGAAGGAACUUGGGAGCUUCCCCUGGCAGCCAUAUUUUGUAUUGCCAUAGCUGUUUAUGUUCUUCUUGUAAUUAUUGGACUCAGCAUAAGGCAAUGUUUAUUGAAGAAAGGUGUGUGUGGGGGAGGCUGCCCCCAUAUUCCUUGCUGUAACUGCGCUGAAAUAGGCUUACGAUGCGCCCAAGCCUGUUCUUGCUGUGGACCAAAGCCUUCAUGUUCUAUGUUAUUAGACUGCUGUUGCCCAGGAAAUCAGGAAUGCAAUUGCCUUCACCCAGAGGCAUGUGGACCUUGUCCAGAUUAUUCAGAGUGUACAUCCUGCACAAGUUGCUGUGAGAAUCCUUGCAUAAACUGCAACAACUGCUAUAACUGGUGCUCUUCCCCUUCUGCCUGUGCUCCAGGACCUUUGUGCGACUGUAGUAGUUGUACUUGUAGUUGCACAACACCAGAGUGCUCCACAAUAAAUUGUCUUUGUUGUGAGAUAACUAUUAAAGGUCGUGGACCACAGGGUGACAGUUAAUAAUGGCUUGUGAAACCAAGAAAUUUAACCGUCUUUUAACUUCACUUCCAAAAUUCCUCAGCUUCUGAUGCUGUGUUUUUUGGAUUGCCUUUAGUUUUAUUAUGUGAAUUUAGUUCUUUACUUUCAGUUAAGUUAAUUCUUCAGUUGUGAUAAAUGGAAAUUUCCUUUGCAAUAUACUUUUAUAUAUUUUGUAUCUACUAGUCAUUAUUUUUAAUUGUGAUUAUGGAGCACAAUUUCUUAGCAAUUCAUGUCCAUGAAAGGAAAUAUUGCUGAAACAAACAUAUCAAUGUACCUGUUAUUCCAUCCAGUAUGUAAAUAUCUGGAGUUUGCUAUUUUUGUAAAAGUACAAAUUGAGAUUUAAUUCAUAAGAUGUUUUGUGUGUGAAUUAUAUUAUUAAAGUUGUGAAAGCUUAUUUUGUCCUAAACUACUGAUACCUCAAAACUAAAGUCUGUGUCGAAUAAAAUAUUUUGCUUUUUA